UCCAGGUCAGAACAACGAAGCAAAGACCACUGGAAAGAAGUCCAUCUCUGCAGCCAACACUCUGCACCUCCUGGAAGAUCUUCACCAUGACACGGUCACCGAUGUCGGUCAUCUUCGCCGUAGCACUGUUUUUUGAGUGCUACGCUCUGGCAGCGGCUCUGCCCAUGGGCCAGACCGACGACGGCUCCUUGGAGCGGGAUACUUUCGUCUCGCUGCUGAGCAACGAGGCACCAGAAAACGCCCUGGUCGAAGCAGACGUGGCAGCAGCGGGCAAAAGCAGAGGGCAGAGGGUAAUCGUCAUCGCCGAUCCAAGCCUGUGGAGGGACCUGCGGGGGCUGCACAGCGGACUGACCGUCUACAAGCGGAGAGCUGACGACAACGGCCAGGACCCGAACAUCCCCAUUCUGAGGAGGGACACUAUGAGGUGCAUGGUCGGGCGGGUGUAUCGGCCCUGCUGGGAAGUCUAGGAGAGCCCGAACAGCGACCGACUGUCAUCCUUUCGUGCCCUUCAGCGAGUUGCAACAUCAUUGUGUCCAUAUUGAAUUCAUUGCAGAUCUGAAAAAUAAAACUCCUGAAUUCUGCCUUA
Molecule: messenger RNA, 586 nt
Organism: Gasterosteus aculeatus aculeatus (three-spined stickleback)
Lineage: Eukaryota; Metazoa; Chordata; Actinopteri; Perciformes; Gasterosteidae
Gene: pmchl
Product: pro-melanin-concentrating hormone, like
Biological process (GO): chemical synaptic transmission; behavior
Molecular function (GO): type 1 melanin-concentrating hormone receptor binding; melanin-concentrating hormone activity
Source: RefSeq, a predicted model, not a curated record